GGGAGGACAGCAAGAUUCGAUACAAGCAAUCACACUAGAUACAUGUAUUCGUAUGUAUUUGGUUGAAGCUAGUGAGAUUUGCUAGGUAUCUAGAUACAUAUACGAAGCGAGUAUCUUUUUUUGUAUUUCCUUUUAUAAUUCUUGUUUUGUUUGAGGUUUGACGAAAGAAAACUUAACCAAUAAUUGAAGCCACUUCAAGGCAAUCACAAAAUCUUUAGUAUAAAGACAAACUGAUUACCGGAUGCAGACAAAGAAGUCAAAAAUGUUGCCAUAUAAAAAUAUCAUUUUGUGUUGGACAUAUUUCUUUCCUCAUCAUUAGCCGUUAGUGUAGUUGAUGUUGGCAUCAAAGUAGAUAUGGAGUAGCAACAACAUGUGAUAGUUGAAUCUCAAGAAAUAGAGAAAGAAGAAGGAGAAUUAAAGCCUCAGAAGACGAAGCGUGUUGCUUCCCUUGAUAUUUUCAGAGGCCUCACUGUUGCACUAAGUUUGACCAUCUGUAUCUCAUAGAUUCAUGUUGCACUGAUGGUCUUGGUUGAUGAUGCGGGAGGAGAAUGGCCUAUGAUCGGGCAUGCACCAUGGAACGGUUGCAAUCUUGCAGAUUUUGUGAUGCCAUUCUUUCUGUUUAUUGUGGGAAUGGCCAUAACACUUGCUCUGAAGAGAAUACUAGAAAAGCUAGUGGCCAUCAGAAAGGUGAUUCUAAGGACACUCAAACUUCCAUUUUGGGGCCUCCUUUUACAAGUGGCUAUAAUAGAAAUAACAACAAGACAAGCCCAAUCCAAAGGACUACCAAUGGGAUGGUUCUCCAUUUUCAAAUUAUACAACUGGCAAUGGGUUAUUGGAGCAUGUGUUUUAGUAGUUUACUUGGCCACAUUAUACAGAACAUAUGUUCCUGAUUGGAAUUUUGUUUUCCAGAACCCGGACAGUGUUGAUUUUGGGAAGACUUUAACCGCAACUUGCAAUGUGAGAGGAAAUCUUGAUCCUCCUUGCAAUGCAGUGGGUUAUAUUGACAGACAGAUACUUGGAAUCAAUCACAUGUAUCCACGUCCAACUUGGAAGAGAUCCAAGGCUUGCUCUAAAAACUCUCCAUAUGAGGGACCUUUCAAGGAUGAUGCUCCAUCAUGGUGUUGGGCUCCUUUUGAACCUGAAGGAAUUCUGAUGAUCACUCGUCCAGACUUUUGCAUUGGAUUGGCAUGGGCAUAGCUCUUUUAGUUUUAGGAAUUAUUCUCCACUUCACAGAUGCUAUUCCUUUAAAUAAGCAAUUAUACACUUUCAGCUAUGUCUGUGUAACCUCAUGAGCAGUCGCGUUAGUGUUCUCUGCUUUCUACAUUAUGGUAUAGUAGUCUUGUCAAAAAAUCUGAUUACUUUACUAUAUGUCCCUAGCUACAAAUUGAACUGAUCAACUUGGUACAUUAGAAUUGAAAGUUCUAGACUUUUACGAUUUUAAAUCACACUUCCCUCUGAAAUGCAAGGCCAUUGAUUAUAAAACAAAAUUCUCAAGGUUCAAGUUGAUGGAAAAUGUUCCAAGUUUUAUGUUUUUAUCAAUCAAUACCGGAUGAUAUAGAGCAGGAAAAUGUAUAACUAGGAUUUUGCAGAAUGAGUAUUUUUAACAAGAAAAGCUUAGAGUGACAAUAUUCUGAUGUGUCAUCACCGUAGCAAGAUUCACAAACUUCUAAUCCCGAUCCUUUCCUUUUGGUCCUUUUGGAAUGCAGGUUGACAUUUUGAACUUGAAGUAUAUAUUUCUUCCACUAGAAUGGAUUGGUAUGAAUGCGAUGCUUGUUUAUGUAAUGGCCGCCACAUGAAUUUUUGCAGGUUUCAUCAAUGGCUGGUAUUAUGAGGACCCUCAUAAUACACUGGUAUUUCAUUCAUCUCUUUCAUUACUUCCUCACUUUGAUAUGCUGCAGUCCAUUGUAUAAAAAUAGUCAGAGGCGGAUUCAGGAUUUGAACAUUAUGGGCUCGAGUUUGAAAUUCUACCACAACAAAUAGGUUACUUGGUUCGAAAUUUGUACUUAUAUGGUGAAUUUUUUAGCACAAGCAAAGUUACUUAUGCAGUA
Messenger RNA from Solanum tuberosum (potato), 2048 nucleotides. Its product is annotated as heparan-alpha-glucosaminide N-acetyltransferase-like. The record is from RefSeq and is a predicted model, not a curated record. The transcript is spliced from 9 exons. The coding region runs from base 520 to 1197 and encodes 225 amino acids. NCBI's taxonomy places the organism in Eukaryota, Viridiplantae, Streptophyta, Magnoliopsida, Solanales, Solanaceae.